Messenger RNA from Stegastes partitus (bicolor damselfish), 2090 nucleotides. RefSeq names its product coronin 6 (gene coro6). Bases 241 to 1668 code for a protein of 475 amino acids. Lineage: Eukaryota; Metazoa; Chordata; Actinopteri; Pomacentridae. Gene Ontology annotation, biological process: cell migration; actin filament organization. Gene Ontology annotation, molecular function: actin filament binding. The record is from RefSeq and is a predicted model, not a curated record. The transcript is spliced from 11 exons.
CCCCUCUCUCUUUCCCUGCUGAGGAGCGUCGCUGUUUUCCAGUGCGUCUCCUCAUGAGAAGUCCGGCACCGGCUCCAGGACACCGAAGCGCAGGGGAUUUAAAUCAAAGGGAAUAAGAGCAGCAGCAGCAGCAGAGGGAGGAGGAGAAAGGAGGAGGAAGGAGGAGUAGUGGGCUGUGCAGCAAGAAAACCGAGACAAGAGUAUAGUCCAGGGAAGAGGGGUCUCCCCAAAACCUGAGCCAUGAGUCGCAGCAUCGUGCGGCAGAGCAAGUUUCGCCACGUCUUCGGCCAGGCGGUCAAGGCCGAACAGGGUUACGAUGACAUUCGUGUUUCCAAGGUGACGUGGGACAGCUCCUUCUGCGCCGUCAACCCGAAGUUCCUGGCGGUCAUUGUUGAAUCCAGCGGAGGAGGAGCCUUCCUGGUCCUACCUCUGUCUAAGUCGGGCCGCGUGGAUAAGAACUAUCCGCUGGUGAUCGGCCACUCUGGACCCGUCCUCGACAUCGACUGGUGCCCUCAUGACGACAACAUCCUGGCCAGCUGCUCAGAGGACUGCACUGCAAUGGUUUGGCAGAUCCCAGAUCACGCACUGACCCGUCCUCUGUCCGACCCAGUUGUUGUCCUGGAGGGUCACUCCAAACGUGUCGGCAUCGUCACCUGGCACCCCACCGCACGCAACAUACUCCUCACUGCGGGUACAAACACACACACAAACACACACACACAAGUUUCUUAUUGGAAACUUAUCAGUGAUGUGAAGUUAAUCUCCAUGGACGACCACCCAGACCUCAUCUACAGCAUCAGCUGGAACCGAAACGGCAGCUUGUUCUGCACCACCUGUAAGGACCGACGUCUGCGUGUCUGCGACCCCCGCAAGAGGGAGGUGGUGGCGGAACGUUUGGCUCCACAUGAAGGGAUUCGGCCAAUGAGAGCCAUUUUCACCAGAGACGGAAACAUCUUCACCACAGGAUUCACCAGGAUGAGUCAGCGAGAGCUCGGCCUCUGGGACCCGACAAAUUUUGAGGAGCCAAUUGCACUUUUGGAGCUGGACACGAGUAAUGGAGUGUUGUUACCGUACUAUGAUGCAGACGCAAACAUGGUCUACCUCUCUGGAAAGGGGGACAGCAGUAUCCGUUACUUUGAGAUCACAGAGGAGCCGCCGUACGUUCACUACCUCAGCACCUUCAGCAGUAAGGAGCCGCAGAGAGGGAUGGGCUUCAUGCCCAAGAGAGGUGUGGACGUCAGCAAAUGUGAGAUCGCUCGGUUAUACAAGCUGCUUGACAAGAAGUGUGAGCCCAUCACAAUGACAGUGCCCAGAAAAUCGGACCUCUUCCAGGACGACCUGUAUCCAGACACAGCAGGGCCUGAACCUGCCAUGGAGCCUGAAGAGUGGCUGGAUGGUCGCGACGAAGAUCCCAUUCUGGUGUCCAUGAGGGACGGCUACGUGCCGCCAAAGAGCCGAGAACUCAAAGUGGCGAGGAAGAAUGUGUUGGAUUCCAGACCCACCACCCGACGCAGCAUGUCCACUUUGGAAACCAACAGCCUGCCACCUCAGCUCCUUGAGAGGUUGUUGGAGGAGAUUCAGAAUCUGAAGGCCACAGUUUUGUCACAGGAGAAGAGAAUCUGCGAUUUGGAGAAUAAGCUUUCCCAAUACACCAAUGGCACUGCCUGAUGUGUCACCACAUCUUCUGAAGAACUGGUCUGAAUUUCAGAAUUACCAUUAAUUGUAGAAACUAAUUUCCCUUGCAUUGACAAGGAACCACUCUUUUAAAUGCUCUAACAGUGUUGCCCCUUUAUAAAUAGGUACUAUUUUGUAAGAACAUGAAUCUAAAGUUCAACAUAUUCGAGAAAAUUACCUCCACAACCAUUUUUUUGUGGUUGAUUCAACAAAAUCCUAGUACCUUUAAUGCUAUGGCAAUGUAUUCUAGUAUAGGACAUCUUUACAGGGGUUUGAAAAGAGUGAGGCAAGUGCGAGGGUGAAGUGAGGGAGCUCUAAGUUCAAGGGACACGUGCAAGUUUGGUCAAAGGUUUGAGGAAAGUCAACACUGUCAUCACUGUUUUAAACAGAGAAAAUGACAAUUAUAGUUAAAGGAA